This is a messenger RNA of Rosa rugosa (rugosa rose), 1756 nucleotides long. RefSeq names its product AMSH-like ubiquitin thioesterase 2. The transcript is spliced from 10 exons. Gene Ontology annotation, biological process: protein K63-linked deubiquitination. The coding region runs from base 437 to 1309 and encodes 290 amino acids. NCBI's taxonomy places the organism in Eukaryota, Viridiplantae, Streptophyta, Magnoliopsida, Rosales, Rosaceae. Gene Ontology annotation, cellular component: membrane; endosome. The record is from RefSeq and is a predicted model, not a curated record. Gene Ontology annotation, molecular function: K63-linked deubiquitinase activity; protein binding; metal-dependent deubiquitinase activity.
UGAAUCAUAGUGGACCUAAGAAUAACCAUAAACCGAGUAGGUUGGUGUUGGUACUUGGUACUUGGUACUAUGUUGUCAUAAGGUUUCCCUGUUGUGGUGGGGGUUACGUGUCAGCAAUUCGGCAAUAAGCACCACUCUGGACGAUCCACGAUCAUCUACUAAAAGGAGUCAUAUCAUCGCCCCAAGCUUCAAAUCCACCCUCUGCCAAAUUACGAAGGGAAUAUUCAAUUCAGCUUCAAAUUCCGAGUUCAUCUCUGAGCUCUACACCACACACUGCAGUGGCAAUUUCUGCAAGUAAAAAUCAGAAGCGUUUUCAUAACCUAGUUGUUUGCUGUUUUGCUCCUAGUGUUUUCCUCCCUCCAUUUUCAGUAGUGUCACUACUGAAGUAAAGAUCACAACGAGUUUAUUAUAUCUCAGUCAGGUUAGAAGUUGUGCUAUGGCGGAAAGAAACCAUCUAAGCUUCAGAAUGAUCAAUGGGGAACAAGCUACUUUGUCAUCUUUGAAUUCGUUGGAAUCUGGCAGUAGUUGCUUGGCUUGCAAAUUUCUUGCUCCAAGCGAAUGGCAGAAUAUUACAGUUCAUACUGUUACGCAAUUCUCCCCUUCUCCUUUAAUCUCUUGCACAGAAAGUAUGCCUCAAGGUGCUACUGUUUCACAAAUUACAGCCGCGAAUUCAGAACAGUCAUGUGAUCAAUCAACAUCAUCUAGGGUCCUGCGAGAUGUACAUAUCGUAAGAAAUUACCUCAAAAUGUUGGCUUACAGUUUCUGUAGAUCCAUGCUGCUUGCAAACUCGUCAGCUCGGUUAAUGGAAGAUUUCCUUCAGCUUGCUAAGGACAACACAGAGAAGGAUCUUGAAACCUGUGGGACUCUUGGCGCCUUUCUUAAAAAUGAAACAUUCUACGUGACGACUCUGAUCAUACCCAAGCAGGAAUCCACUUCCAACUCUUGUCAGGCAACAAAUGACGAGGAAGUCUUUGCCAUACAAAAUGAACAAUCACUUUUUCCUGUAGGAUGGAUCCAUACACAUCCUUCUCAGAGUUGUUUCAUGUCAUCAGUGGAUUUACACACACAUUAUUCACGUCAGGUUAUGGUACCUGAGGCUUUUGCCAUUGUCAUGGCCCCAACUGAUACUUCAAGAAGCUAUGGAAUAUUCCGGCUAUCUGACCCUGGUGGGAUGAGUGUCUUGAAAAAGUGCCAAGAUACAGGGUUCCACACUCACGAAGAAACAGGAGAUGGGAGUCCCAUUUACGAGCACUGCUCCAACGUCUACACAAACUCAAAUCUGAGGUUUGAAAUCUUUGACUUGCGUUGAGAUUCUGUUUAGAAAAUGCACAAAGUUCACACUACUGACGGAUUAGGAGACAUCCAAGUCAACAUCCAUGACCUUGCCUGGCAAGUGGCAACAGAGCUUGGAUGAGGUUUUGGUACUUUAAUAAUACAGAAUUACAGAUAAACAAAAUUUUGACAGUGAUCAAGUGUUGUAUUUAUCUGUUAACAUAGUUUUGGAAAAUAGUAUCUGUUCUAGUGGCAUAAGUCUCCGGCUGUUUGUAAGCGAGACGUCCCAAGUUCGACUGUUGUGUAGACAAAAAAAAAAAAAAAAACUAAAUAUAUACAGUUUUGAAAGUAGGAAACUAUGGUUCAUUGUGCCCCUUCUUUUCAUAGAGCUGGCAAGGCAAUUAUUGUUCUAACUUGUACCUGUUGUCAUUGUCUUUGACUGCACAAAAAUGAAUACAGCAGCAAAAGCAAAGCGUCUUUAUUA